Messenger RNA from Ctenocephalides felis (cat flea), 681 nucleotides. RefSeq lists its product as uncharacterized. NCBI's taxonomy places the organism in Eukaryota, Metazoa, Arthropoda, Insecta, Siphonaptera, Pulicidae. Bases 1 to 681 code for a protein of 226 amino acids. The record is from RefSeq and is a predicted model, not a curated record. The transcript has a single exon.
AUGGCGACCUAUGGGACAGUACAAUUAAUUUUGAACUUCGGCCUUAAACGGAAUUUUUCUUGGAAGUUUGUGAUAGCCGACGUCGAGAAACCCAUUAUUGGAGCAGAUUUCUUAUCAUUUUAUAACUUAUUGGUAGAUCUGCGCAACAAACGGCUACUAGAGGGAGAUACAAAAGCACAAAUGAUGGGAAAAGUAACAGAUGCAGUCGUCCCAACUGUUAAAACCUUGCGAAAGGAGCACCACAGCCUAUUGCAAGAAUUUCCGGAUAUUACCAGACCUCAAAGAGCACCUCACAAAGUGAAGCAUUCAACAACACACCACAUCAAUACAACACCAGGGCCUCCGAUUUAUUUUAAACCAAGACGGCUCAACGCGGAACGCCUUCAAAUAGCUAAAACAGAAUUUGAAGAAAUGGUGAAGCUCGGAAUCGCUCGACGAUCAAACAGCCCCUGGGCCGCGCCGCUUCACAUGGUACCUAAACGAAACCUCGGAUGGCGCCUGUGCGGAGAUUACAGGGCACUCAACGCUCGAACUAUUCCAGAUCAGAAGGCUGCGUGUUCAUAUCACGUCGGGGUCACCAAUGUAGCGAUGUACUAUCUUCUUCUCUUCCUUGUGUCCACUGCGAGCUCCGGUAGGCAAGUGAAGGGCCGAGUAUUGCUGCGCUGUGGUUUUAUACCAUAG